CAGACAUUAAACUUCCUUCAUUCCACAAUAAUGAGCAAGACAAAAGUUCUGCAAGGAUGGUUGGGAAUUCUCUUCUGCUCCAUACAUGGAAUGCUGGGCUCUGUGCUGGACUGUGAGGUUGGAGGAGUGCAUUGCACCAUGUCCAUAGAGAUGCUUCUGGAUCGGGCCAUCCAGCACGCCGAACUCAUUUAUCGCAUCUCAGAAGAGACCAGGACACAGUUUAAGGAGACGUUCAUUCCCCUUGCUCUGGUCACUCAGCAAGGCCAUGCAGACCACUUGUGCACGGUCAUCUUGCCCACUCCAUCAUCCAAAAGUGAAGUAGGGCAAAUUUCGGACAAAUGGCUCCUCCACUCUGUGCUGAUUCUGGUCCAGUUCUGGAUCAACCACCUAGUCGACCUGCAGGCUUCCCUAGAUCACUACGACAACACCCCCCAAGACCUUCUUGACAAGACAAAAUGGGUGUCGUCCAAGCUGAUGAGCUUGGAGAAAGGUCUUCUCACCCUCAUCAGGAAAGUACGUUGGGAUGUUCUCCUGCUCCCAGACAUUGGUGGCCCUGUUCCAAAUUUACCCCGGGCAUGGGUGGGGUUCGUUGCAUAUGUCCCGCACAAACUCCUCUCUCUCAGAUUCUUUAAUAAGAACGUCUCCCCACCCCUCACCCAAAUACAGAUGCUGAAUGAGAACAACCUGCCAUUGGACAACAGCAAGAGCAUAGCAGACCAUCUGGCAUCCCCUCGUACCAUGGAACAUGUGAUGAGGGAUUACACCAUGCUAUCCUGCUUCAGGAAGGAUGCGCACAAAAUAGAGACAUUUCUCAAACUCUUCAAGUGCCGCCAAACAGACUGGCCUGGUUGUUCUUUUUACUAGUUAAAGUUGGCCACAUUUCACUGUGGUCAUGUGUAUGAGUUCAGGGGCACAUCUGGAAGAUGCAUGGGCUAGAGGUAUACAUGAAUAUCAACGUUUUAAAGUUUGGAAAAAUCUAUUUAUUUCAUUUAACUGAUGCCAUUUAUGUCAGACCUUAUUUGGAUGUGUCCAAUGAUAUAAUUAAAAUAUAUAAUGCUUUAGAGUUCUUUUU
Messenger RNA from Electrophorus electricus (electric eel), 1072 nucleotides. RefSeq names its product somatolactin beta (gene smtlb). The record is from RefSeq and is a predicted model, not a curated record. Gene Ontology annotation, molecular function: growth hormone activity; growth hormone receptor binding. Gene Ontology annotation, cellular component: extracellular region. Gene Ontology annotation, biological process: animal organ development; positive regulation of receptor signaling pathway via JAK-STAT; positive regulation of growth. NCBI's taxonomy places the organism in Eukaryota, Metazoa, Chordata, Actinopteri, Gymnotiformes, Gymnotidae.